Messenger RNA from Daktulosphaira vitifoliae (grape phylloxera), 2584 nucleotides. RefSeq names its product probable cyclin-dependent serine/threonine-protein kinase DDB_G0292550. NCBI's taxonomy places the organism in Eukaryota, Metazoa, Arthropoda, Insecta, Hemiptera, Phylloxeridae. The transcript has 5 exons. The record is from RefSeq and is a predicted model, not a curated record. Bases 81 to 2381 code for a protein of 766 amino acids.
AUUUAUAUUUAUGUAAAUAACUCAAAUCAGUAACGCUAAUUAAAGUAAACUAAGAAAACUAAAUUUAAAAAACGACAUUUAUGGAAGUCAGAAUAUUUGAUACAUGUGAGAACGAAAAGCAAAUUUUAGAUUUAAUGUUAAAAGAAAAAGAAUUUAAAAAUUAUAUUAUUAAAAAUCACAAUAAUAACAUUUGUCGUGUCCCAAUUGAACCAUUUAUAUGGGCUAUACAUUUCAAUAUUCCCAAACAUAAGAGAUAUUCACCGCUUGAUGAUAUAUUUCAUAAAAGCAUUGCGUACAUAAAAACUUGUUACAGUUUUUUACCAUAUAAACAAAUAAUUGGAAAAACAUAUAAAUCUCUUGGAAUCCCAACAGUAUGCGGAGAACCAGAUAAGAAUUUUAUAAACAUGUAUAAAAAAUAUAAGCGCUAUUAUCCAAUGAAAAAUUUUAAAAGAAAAGGAUCUAAAAUAAAAAGAAUUUUGUAUCAGGAAUCUUUUAAAACAUUUUGCAAACAAAAACAAAUGUUUGCAGCUUACGAAAAUAACAGCGAAUGUAUUUCAAAAAAAUUAACUGGACGUGAAAAUUAUGAUAUUAUAUCUUUUAAUACUGAUAAAACAAAAUCACCAAAAAAUAGUAACAGUUGUAUCCAAUCAUCAAUUGAACUCCACGAGGAAACAAAUAAGCUAGUUCAAAGUUUUAUUUCAAGCUCGCUGCAAAAGAAAUCAUUUGAUUCACACCAAAAUGACAAUUCUAUCAGGAAAAAUUAUUGGCCAAGGGAAAAUUCAUUGUCAACUAUUAAUAAUAAUUACAGUAACAUUUUACAAAAUAACAAAAAUACUAUUGAAAGUAUUAACCUUAGUUUGAAAUCAAUUUCUACGACAAAAAUAAGAAGUUAUGACGAAAGCAUUGAGGUAAAGAAAACAUUUGAGAAAGAACUUCAAUCAUCCCAGAUUAAUGUUUUUACACCAAAACUAAUAACUUAUAUAAAUGAUAAAAAUAUGAGCUAUGAAAUAAAGAAUGUUAGUACAAGGUCAAUAAUUAAUGACUCCAUUGAAUUGAUUGAAGAAGAAAUCGAAAGUCCACAUCGAUCGUCAUUAAUUAAAAAGAGGAGACAUGACAUAAGCCUGAGCAGUUCAAUUACAUCGUAUAGUACAUUUAAACAAAACCUUAGACAAUGUUCAUCAGAAAAUAAUGAUACUAGUAGUUUGAAAUGUUUUGAUUUAAAGAAUUUAACAAAAUAUAACGGAGAAAAAGAAAAGAAAAAUAUGUCAAAAGAAAUAUUAUCAAACAGAAGUGUCGAAAUGUUUGAAGUCACUCAAAACUUAAAAGAACAUUCAUACAUCAGUUGUUAUACGCCUAGCACAAUAAAUAACAGAGUUAGAGAAAUGUUUUUAGAAACGCCGUCUAGUUCUUUAUCGAGAAAUGAUUUAAAAAAAACAAUACCACAUUCUCAUAUUUUAAAAAAUCUUUCAAAAAUAUCUGUAUCUAAAUAUGCAACUGAUAACGUUCUUUGGAGAGGCAGCAAUUCAAGAAAAUCUAAGAAAAUGUCUACUCAACUUAGAUAUACUAAAAAAAAAGAUAAAAUAUUAUCAGACAUAGAAAACUCGAGCGAUAGUCAAUUGGAUAUCAGUUUGGAUCUUCGAAAAUUGAAAGAGCAAUGGUUAAGUAUUACAAACAGUACAUCAAAUUUUAUAAAUGAUUCAUAUCAAAUUUCAAACGACUAUAAUACAAUUGAUCUUAAAGUUAACGCAACUAAACGCAUAUGUACUGCAGCGAACAAUUUCAGUGAUAUGUCAUUUUCAGAUUCGGAUUCUAUUUUAAAAUUAGAUAAUAGCAAUAAUUUUAUAAAAUGUGGUCAAAUUUACAAAAGUAAUAUAAAUAAUUUAAAUGGUUCAAACAACACAAUAGAGUGUGAUACUAGCAAUGAUUCUUGGAAUAAUAUAAAGAAAAACUUUGAUUGGGCAUUAGCUAUAGAGUCUGAAAAUUCAGAUUGCAAUGCUGAUGUAUCUUUGAGUCAACAAAAAAUAUGGCGAUUAUAUAACACCGAAAAUAUAGAAGAAAAGUUAUCUGAUAUGUCAUUUAGUUCUGUACAUAGUACUAAGCCAUCUAUAAAAUCACAGAGCAGUUUAGUCAGUAACCUAGAAGAACUAGAACAAAUUAAAAAUGAAUUUAUUAAUUGUUCACUUGACAGUGAAGUAAACAUCAAAAAUGACUUAGUAAAAAAUUCACCCAAUAUGAUCACUAAUGCACUGUUUAAAAAUUUCACUUUUGAUGUGUCGCCACAUUUACAAAUUAAUCAUAAUUCUAAUUCUAACUUUUUAACCAACAAAGAUACUUCUCCUCUAACGGGUAUCAUUAAAAUGGCACAAGAUAUUGUAAAAUAACAAGUUCUGGAAAACAAUGUAUACCUUAAGUAUUAUGUUUAAUUAACACCUUAAUUUUUUUUUUGAAAAGUUUGCAUUUCAUUACCACAGAUACAUUUAGUUUUUCAUUAAUAUUUAAUUAUUAAUUGUUAAUUUUAAUAAAAUUAAGUGUAAACAAAAUAUUUUUAAAUUGAAGAUUUAUUGUAGUUUAAAUUAUUAAUAGU